Molecule: messenger RNA, 1479 nt
Organism: Trichoderma asperellum CBS 433.97
Lineage: Eukaryota; Fungi; Ascomycota; Sordariomycetes; Hypocreales; Hypocreaceae
Source: RefSeq, a predicted model, not a curated record
AUGUCUUGUCCCGUGUUUCCCAUAGAAAUCCAGUAUAUUAUACUGCAAAAUCUAAUUCAGGAUGGCGGAAAGUUAGCCAACUUCGCUACAGUGUCGCGUACAUGGCAAGAAAAAAUUGAGCAACACACCUUUGCGCGAAUUAGACUGACGGAGUCACGUCUCGCCGAGUUUGAUGCAAUGACAUCUCGCAAUCGAUCUCUUGUGCGCUACCUGUGGCUCUGCUUGGAACUUGAACGAUACGAUUGCACAACAUGCGCACAUGAAGCGGAAGUCUUUACUACAAGCCCCAGAGAAAAUACGCUUAUCGUGACAGCAAUACAUAAUCUUUUCUCAGUCCUCAGUACAUGGGAGUCGAGUAACAACUUAUCACUUGAUAUCACUGUCUACUCUCCUAGCGACUCGGAGCAUUGGUUUCCGCAUCUUACCUUUGAGCCCGAUACCCCAUGGAGCACGAGUGACCCUGGCCAAGAGGUUGAGCAAACAGGCCUGGUUAGAGCUGCUGAUGAUCCACAUGAUUGGGUGACCAGUCCUUUGGGAUUGAUUUCGCCAGACUAUGCUCUUUUGAAAGUCUUCGGAGACAUUAUGACCCUCGGUCCAUUUGAUCACGAUAAACAAGAGGAUGAAUGGUGGCAGCGAUUGCCCUUGGUCUCAGCAGUAACCAAUGUGUUAUUACGUCAACAGAAUCGCCGCCGUUGGAAGCCUCGGACGCUUGCUCAGAUGCUUGCUCGCCUUCCUAGGUUACGUGGGCUUCACUACGAGCCUUGGAGGGAGUGGGCCGAUGAAGAACAGGAAUCUAGGGAUGAAUGUAAGCAUUUCCAUUACGCAAACUUGACAAUCUUCGAAAAUUUUAACCAGCAGUACGAAGAAAUCUUCAAUUAUGAAUGCGAGCCUAUCCGGACCCCAAGUACUGCUCUUGGUCGAAUGCUUUUGAAAGUCAGCCUCAACCUUGAAUCCCUCUCAGGAUCAUUUAUGGUGGACGCUUGGGACUUCUUCAACACGCAUGACCCCUCCUCACAGAAGUGGCCCAACUUGACAUCGCUGGUUCUUACUUCACAACUGUUGGCGCCAGACCAGAGUCACCAACACAUCAUGAAUAUGCUUAAACGAGCAGGAUUGGCAGCUACUCGUAUGCCGAAACUCAAGACUAUGGAAAUAUGGAACGGACGAGAGAAGCUCGCGGCUCUUUUUAAAUACGAGCUACUUGGAGAAGAUCAGCCUGCUAUUAUUACUUGGAAAAGUACAUGGGAUCUCAUCCUGCAGCCUUCAGUCAUUAGGACUUGGGAAGCCGUCAUGGCCAGAUGUUGUGGCUCUGGACUUACUAUUGUAUAUGAGGCGCUUGAAAGUGAUGAUAUUCUGUCUCAUGGUGACGCAAUAGUCAGACUGAGCGUUUCAGAGCUGGUAGUCCGGCCUAUUUCAUUACAACAGAUACAGAGAGAUUGUAACUAUCAUUGGUUUCAUGACAUAUUUAAUAGCGAUUGA